Molecule: messenger RNA, 3007 nt
Organism: Humulus lupulus (European hop)
Lineage: Eukaryota; Viridiplantae; Streptophyta; Magnoliopsida; Rosales; Cannabaceae
Exons: 1
Coding region: 354-2750 (798 amino acids)
Cellular component (GO): plasma membrane
Molecular function (GO): protein binding; calcium ion binding
Source: RefSeq, a predicted model, not a curated record
AUGAUAUCUCUCUCUUCUACCUCUUUUGUGCAGAUCCAAAUGAAAAAACUCAAACUCAAACUCAAUGUACUCAAAUACAAACCCUAGGCUAUGAACCCCUUUAUCAUUGUGUACUUAAACCCUUCCAUGGAGCUUAUUUAGUGUUAUAAAACAAUGUUAUUACUUUUUUUUUUAAUUUUUAUUUCCCUUUUGCUUUAAAGAAAAAAAAAUCAGCUUUUUAUUUUUUUUUGGUCUUUCUGGGUCCCUCCCUCCUUUCCCAUUUUGUACCUUGAAUUUGAAGCCAAGCCAUUUCGUCUCUCAUUCUCUGUGACUCUGUUUGGGAAUCCCUAGAAGGAGAAUUAAGGUGAGGGGAAAUGGCGACAAGAGGUAGUAGAUCAGAGAAGGUGAAGAGGAUUUUUCAGCAAUUUGAUGCGAACCAUGAUGGAGGGCUUAAUAGGGAAGAAAUGGCUGCGCUUGUUGUUGCUGUAAACCCUAGGGUCAAGUUCAGCGACGAGCAGAUCAAUGCCAUUCUUGACGAGGUGUUUCGGACCUAUGGUGAGUUUAUUGAUGGAGAGAAGGGUCUCACUUAUGAGGGACUCUUGCGCACCUACGACGAUGGCGCUGGUGAUGUUGACCGUGACUUCGACGCGCUUGGGCUUGAGCUCAAUUUUGAUGAAUCCAAAGGUGUUUCGAUUGCGUCUGAGGCCUCGUCGUCUUCGAUAAUUGACGAACGGGUGGUGGAGUCGCAGAAGAAGCAGAGGACGGCGGCCUGGGCGGUGUCGCCAAAUCACGGCAUCGUGUUCGACGAUACGUGGAAGAUUGUGGACGAUUUGGAGGUUUUGAUAAAGAGAUUAAAGACCAAGCAAGCCAAGGAUGGGAAAUUGAAAGCGGACAACUUCGACGCAUAUUCGGAUGCUGGCUGGUCCAGGGAAUUGGGACCUUCUGCUGAGAUUUCGGAGAAGAGAGUGUUUUGGGAAGAGUCUGGGCAUGACUAUGCUGUCUUUGUUAAGGAAUUGGGUGUUUUGAGGACCAGAGCUGAUGGAGCCAGGUCGAGGGAAGAAGCUUUCGAUGGGCACAUGGCGAUUGGGAGGGUCUUAUAUGAGCAUCAGCUGUUUAAGGAGGCUCUGGUGAGUUUCAAGAGGGCUUGUGAGUUGCAACCAAUCGAUGUUAGGCCACAUUUUAGAGCUGGGAAUUGCUUGUAUGUUCUGUGCAAGUAUAAGGAGGCAAAAGAGGAGUUCUUGUUGGCGCUCGAGGCAGCUGAGACGGGUGGGAACCAGUGGGCAUAUUUGCUUCCGCAGAUUUACGUUAAUCUUGGGAUUGCGCUUGAAGGUGAAGGUAUGGUUUUAAGUGCUUGUGAGUAUUAUAGAGAAGCUGCAAUUCUUUGUCCAACUCAUUUUAGAGCGUUAAAACUCUUGGGUAGUGCUCUUUUUGGGGUUGGAGAGUAUAGGGCGGCCGUGAAGGCCUUGGAAGAGGCAAUAUUUAUGAAACCUGACUAUGCCGAUGCGCAUUGUGAUUUGGCCUCUGCUUUGCAUGCCAUGAAUGAGGAUGAGAGGGCAAUUGAAGUGUUUCAGAAGGCCAUUGAUUUGAAACCCGGUCACGUGGAUGCUUUGUACAAUUUGGGUGGGCUGUAUAUGGAUAUGGGUAGGUUUCCGAGAGCUUCCGAGAUGUAUACUAGGGUUUUAGCUGUAUGGCCAAACCAUUGGCGGGCACAGCUCAACAAGGCUGUGUCCUUGUUGGGAGCUGGGGAAACUGAGGAUGCUAAAAAAGCUUUGAAGGAAGCAUUGAAAAUGACAAACAGGGUUGAGUUGCAUGAUGCAAUAUCUCAUUUGAAGCAGCUGCAGAAAAAAAAGGUGAAGCCAAACGGGGCUGCAAAUGGAGAGGGGGAUUUUAUUAUUGUGGAACCCUCAAAAUUUAAGACUGUUGGGGAAAGGACGACCUUAAGGCAGGAGUUAUCCACUGCCCUUGAGAUUAGAGCUUUUCAAAGGAUCACCAGAUUGAGUCGCUGUGAUGUAGAGCUACUGAAGAAGGAAAUGAGUGGUAAAGAUGUGCCCGUGUCCUAUUCUGGUGGUGGUGUUCCUGAGAGAUCCAUACGCAAACCUAACUUGGAAGAAAUACUUCGCAGGUUAUUAAGCUUUCUAAAGCCUGAGACCUUUCAGGGGGCUGUUAAAGCCAUUAACGAGAGAAUACUAUCUGGCUUGGAUGAUUCGGGCACAGGUAGGGUGGAUUUAGGCAUGUUUUAUGCUGUUUUAGCUCCCAUUUGCAGCGGCUCUCCAGAAAAGCGUAAACGAAUUGCCUUCGAUGCGCUUUUGUGGCGUCCUGUGAAUGAAGGUGGUUCUCAGCUCAGAAAAGUAGAUGCUACUGGAUACAUCAAACUGCUAAGGUCUAUCUAUAUCCCUUCUUAUGGAUCAAGUGAAAUUAUGGAAGUCCACGGAGAUACAGAUGCUUCAAUGGUGUCUUUCUCGGAGUUCCUUUCCAUGUUUGAUGAUACAGAUUGGGGUUUUGGUAUCAUGUCGACAUUAUUGAAGCUUGAAGCUGGGGACAGGAACCGCCAUGGCAACCAUAUCUGCUCGGUUUGCCGCUAUCCUAUUAUUGGUUCUCGUUUCAAAGAGAUGAAGGCUCAUUUUAGUUUGUGUAAUCAAUGCUACAGUGAGGGGAAGGUGCCUUCUGCCUACAAGCAAGAAGAGUACAAAUUCAAAGAAUACGGAAGUGAGACCGAAGUAAUGAAAGAUAAAUGCAUGUGUUUUAAUUUGCAUUCCAAUAACGACUCAUAGGUAGACCACUUUUUUUUUUCUUCAUCUUGUUGAUUUGUGUAUUUUAUUGUAGUUGUUCAGUGUGAAUUACACAUUUCUUGAAUGCCCUUGUAUAAUAAAUUGUUUUAAGAAGCGAUUCCAAUAUCAUUUGUGGAACAUCGCUUUCUUUCUUUCUUUCUUUUUUUUUUGUGUUGCCUUUUUUACUUUCUGAAAGACAUGUUUGUAUAGUGUGCUCAUUCCUGUACUUUGUGUAGAAGAAUAUUUGUUCCUUUCUUCAA